Molecule: messenger RNA, 746 nt
Organism: Schizosaccharomyces japonicus yFS275
Lineage: Eukaryota; Fungi; Ascomycota; Schizosaccharomycetes; Schizosaccharomycetales; Schizosaccharomycetaceae
Product: 60S ribosomal protein L17
Exons: 1
Coding region: 70-630 (186 amino acids)
Biological process (GO): translation
Cellular component (GO): ribosome; large ribosomal subunit
Molecular function (GO): structural constituent of ribosome
Source: RefSeq, a predicted model, not a curated record
CUUUGUCGUUUCAAAAAACACCUUCGAUUUCCACAACAUAGUCAACAGCCUUUCCGCAAAACAGCACAAAUGGCCCGCUACGCUGCAGCUCCUGCUCUUGAGACCAAAUCCGCUAAGGCUCGUGGUGAGUACCUUCGUACUCACUUCAAGAACUCUCGUGAAGUUGCCUUUACCUUGUCUGGCAUGAAGUUGAAGAAGGCUCUCGUUUUCCUUCAAAACGUCAAGGAUCACAAGCAGGCUGUUCCCUUCCGUCGCUUCAACGGUGGUGUCGGCCACUCUGCUCAAGGCAAGGAGUUUGGCGCUGUUCAAGCUCGCUGGCCCGUUAAGUCUUGCCAAUUCUUCGAGGGUCUCUUGAAGAACGCUGAGGCCAACGCCGAGGCCAAGGGUUUGGACGUUGACAACUUGGUUGUUAAGCACAUUCAAGUCAACCAGGCUCCCAAGCAACGUAGACGCACUUACCGUGCUCACGGUCGUAUCACUCCUUACCUUAGCCACCCUGCUCACAUUGAGGUUAUUGUUGCUGAGGAGGAAGAGGCUGUCCCCAAGGCUGAGGAGAAGGCUGUCCGUAUUUCCUUGAAGCAAGGUGCUAAGGCCCGUAACUUGGCUGCCCGCAAGGCUAUCACUGCUUAAAAUGAAUACAUGUAUUCGCUGGCUUGAGACGCAGAGGAGGGGUGUGGGAGUUUUUUGCAAACAGGUAGCAGAGUAGUGAGAGUUUAAGUUUGAGGUUUCGCUCGUAUUCGUGUAGU